AUGUCGAAAGCAUCCUAUUUAUUGCAACAUGAGGUUGUUUUGGUCAGACAGUUGGCAUCUUUUAUAGGUGUGAUGGUUAGUUCUUUUUAUGCAAUUUUAGAAGGGCCACUACAUUAUAGAGCCCUUGAAAGAGACAAGUUGAUAGGUUUAGGUCAAAAUAUGAAUUUUGAUAAUAAAGUUAGUUUGUCUACGAAAAGUAUUCAAGAAAUUCAAUGGUGGUUAAAAAACGUGAAGAAUAAAAAUGGUAAAAGAAUCAGGCCUAUUUCUGUAUCCAGAAGGUGUUUUACAGAUGCGUCGAUGGAAGGUUAUGGUGGAAUAGACCUGAUUUCUGGCUUGCACACACAAGGCAGAUGGAAAAAUCAGGAAUGUGGUUAUCAUAUUAAUUAUUUGGAACUCCUUGCAGUUUUUUACUGCAUGCAAGCAUUUUACAAUGAAUUUUGUGAUAUUCAUAUUGAGAUUCAUUCAGAUUCUGUUUCAGUGGUAACUUACAUAAAUAAUUUUGGUGGUAUGAAUUCUUUGGAAUUAGAUGACCUUUCAAAAUGUUUAUGGGAAUGGUGUUUAAGAAGAAAUAUAUAUAUUUCUGCUGUACAUGUCCCUGGUAAAUUAAAUAAAAGUGCUGAUUAUUAUUCUAGAAAUUUUUCAGAUUCCACUGAAUGGACAUUGAAAAAAGAUAUUUUUGAAAGAUUAUGUAGACACACAUUUAUGCCUAGCAUAGACCUUUUUGCUUCUAGACUUAAUAAUCACUUACCUAAAUUUGUUUCAUGCUUUCCCGAACCAGGGGCUUACGCAGUUAAUGCCUUUUCAUUAUCAUGGAAGGAUAUGAUACCAUACAUCUUUCCUCCUUUUAAUUUAAUUGGGAAAGUACUAAGUAAAAUUGUUAUUGAUGAGGUUGAUAGAGCUCUAAUGGUUGUUCCUUUUUGGUUCACACAACCUUGGUUCCCUAUUCUACUUGAAAACCCUUGUGAUUUUCCUAUCAGGCUACCCAGACACAGAGAUCUUCUAGUUUUGCCGCACAAUGGAACAUUACACCCAUUAGGAAGAAAAUUAAAAAUGAUUGGAGUGGUGUUAUCAGGGAAAGCCUGCAGAGUAAGGGAAUUUCAUCAAAUGUUGCAGAUUUUAUCGCAGAAUCUUGGUCACAGGGCACAAGAAAACAGUAUAGCAGUGCCUGGAAAAGAUGGUAUAUGUGGAAUUCUAUUAGAUGUUCCAGUCCAAUUUGUUCGUCUGAAGGUGUAG
Molecule: messenger RNA, 1233 nt
Organism: Ruditapes philippinarum (Manila clam)
Lineage: Eukaryota; Metazoa; Mollusca; Bivalvia; Venerida; Veneridae
Exons: 1
Coding region: 1-1233 (410 amino acids)
Molecular function (GO): nucleic acid binding
Source: RefSeq, a predicted model, not a curated record